Molecule: messenger RNA, 2805 nt
Organism: Rubroshorea leprosula
Lineage: Eukaryota; Viridiplantae; Streptophyta; Magnoliopsida; Malvales; Dipterocarpaceae
Source: the annotation of a GenBank genome assembly
ACCAACUUCCUUGAAGAGUGGAGCUACACAGAUAUGUGGAGAACCUUCUUAAAGUUUGGAAGGGUUUACGAUAUCUAUAGUCCAAACAGAAAAAGUAGAAGUGGAGGCAGAUUUGGAUUUGUCAGAUUCCUCAAUGUUAAUGAUAAAAGGGAGCUGGAGAGACAACUUGAUCAGAUAUGGGUAGGAGAUCAGAAGCUAUGGGUUAAUAUUCCAAGAUAUGAUGAUGAGAAGAAAGAAGAAAAGAAGGGGAGAAAUGGACAAACAAUGGCACCAAAAUCUCAGAGCAGGAGCUAUGCCGAGGUACUGCAAGGACAGGGAGCUAGAACAAAGGAGGGGGGGAGCAAGGAGGAAUCCAAAGUAGAUCAGAUGAGAAGGCAUGGAAGAGGCGAGAUCAGAAACAGUGAGGAUUGGCUUGGACAAUGGUUCGCAGAAGUUCGACCUUGGAAACCAAACUUGGUAGCUCAAGAAAGAUUGGGGUCCAAAACCAUUCAAAAUUUUCAACGCUUGGUUGGAUCAACGGGGAUGCAAGGAGAUUAUCACAGAGGUGUGGAAUAUCACCAAGGUAACGGGGUGGAAUGGGUACAUAAGGAGAAGUUGAAAAGAACUAAGAAUAAGCUAAAGGAGUGGAACAGAAAUGCCAUUUCAGAAGUGGAGAGAAAGGUUAAAGAAGCUGAAAAGGAGAUAGCCGCAAUUGAUGAAAAAGGAGAAAAGGGCCAACUUUCUCCACAUGACGUGGAACAAAGAAAAAAUUGCUUUCUAGAAUUGUGGAAGAACAUUAAAAUCAAAGAAAGCAUGUGGCAACAAAAAUCAAGAAAAAUGUGGCUAAAAGAAGGGGACACGAAUACAAAGUAUUUUCAUACAUGUGUGAAAGGAAGAAAUAGAAGGAACGAAAUUCUUAGUAUUCGCAUCAAAGACGACGAGCAUACAGGGGUGGCACAAAUAAAGGAAAAGGUGGCCAGAUAUUUUGAGGAAUUAUUUACAGAAGAGAAAUGGGAGAGACCAAAGCUAGAUGGCAUUAUAUUCAACAAGAUAUUUGAAGCUGACAAUGACAUCCUAACAGUAACCUUCUCUGAAGAAGAAAUUAAGGAAGCAAUAUGGGAUUGUGAAUCUUCAAAAUCCCCAAGCCCAGAUGGUUUCAAUUUCAGAUUUGUGAAGAAUAUGUGGGAAGAUAUUAAAGCUGAUAUUGUUGGGCCCAUCUCACUCAUUGGGGUUAUGUACAAUAUCCUAGCAAAGCUGCUCACAAAUAGACUGAGGAAAGUGAUUCAUAAGGUGAUUGGGGAGCAGCAAAUGGCUUUUAUUCGAGGAAGACAACUAGCAGAAGGGGUAGUAAUUGCAAAUGAGGUGAUUGACGAGGCCAAAAGGAACAAGAAGAAAUCUUUCCUCUUUAAAGUUGACUUCGAAAAAGUGUACGAUAAGGUAUGCUGGGGAUUCAUAAAUUAUAUGAUGCUAAGAAUGGGUUUUUGUGAAACUUGGAGAAGUUGGAUACAAGAAUGCCUCCGAUCGAGCUCGGUAUCAGUUAUAGUUAAUGGAAGCCCGACAAGACAGUUCAUGGUCACUAAAGGUAUACGCCAAGGGGAUCCUUUAUCCCCAUUUCUAUUCCUCAUUGUGGCUGAACGAUUGAAUGGGAUGGUGACUGCAGCUGUUGAAAAGAAAUUGUAUAAGGGUGUAAUGGUGGGCAGCGGAGAGGUCAUGGUUUCACACCUACAAUUUGUAGAUGACACUAUCUUCUUCAGGGAGGCAACUGAAGAAAACAUCUGGGCUAUCAAAUGUAUAGUAAGGUCCUUUGAGCUGGUUUCAGGACUAAAAAUCAAUUAUGCUAAGAGUCAGCUUAUGGGUGUCAAUUUGGAGGAAGGAUGGAAAGAAAAAAUGUCAUGUAGACUAUAUUGUAAAGGUGAGGAUCUCCCUUUUAAAUACCUCGGGAUCCCCAUCGGGGGGAAUCACAGAAAAAUAGCAAUGUGGCAACCAUUGAUAGAAUUUGUGAAAAGGAAACUAGCUUCAUGGAAAGGCUGGCAUCUCUCCUUUGGGGGUCACAUCACACUCAUUAAUUCCGUGUUGUCCAGCUUGCCCAUGUUUCUGAUGUCAGUUUACCUACUGCCUAAAGGGAAAUGGUGGGGACGGUUAGCAAAAAAAGAACAGGGCUUGUGGGAUAAGGUAAUAGAUAGUAAGUAUGGUGGGAGAGGAGGCAAUUGGUUUGAGUGGGUGAGAGAGGGAAAGGGAAUAGGAUCACUAUGGUGGAGGGAUGUGUGUUGUCUUAAUUUUGUGGACGAGGAGUGUGAAGGGUGGUUAACAGAUGGUUUUAAGUUAAAAUUAGGAGAGGGAAAGGGAGACAAAGAAUGUUGCCAAAUGGGUUAUGAGGAAAAUGGAACAUGGAAGUGGAACCUUGAGUGGAGGAGAGCCCUAUUCGACUGGGAAAGAGAAGAAGCUGCGGAAGUGCAAAGAAAGGUUGAUGGCGUGCAGAUAUAUCUGGGCAUUCUGGACACUUGGAAAUGGGAGCAUAGCAAGGAAGGCAACUACUCAACAAAAACAGCAUACAUAAUAUUGGCAAAGGAGCAAAAUGCACUGGCAUGUCUUCAAGAUAACUGCGGUAGGAAAUAGAAUCUUGUGCUAUGCUUGGUAGGAUUAUCCUCACUGUUAAGAGGAUAUUGAUGGAUUUAUACUCACUGUAAUUACAUAGGAAGCAUUGAGCAACUAAUUGACUCUACUUGGAAUAAAGACAUAGUUAGUAGAUGCUCAAUACAUUCCUUGUUUUUGUAUUAUGAGCAGGAGUACCAUUUGUACUAUAUAUAAUCAAAUAUCUUUUGCUGU